Molecule: messenger RNA, 1935 nt
Organism: Rhodotorula graminis WP1
Lineage: Eukaryota; Fungi; Basidiomycota; Microbotryomycetes; Sporidiobolales; Sporidiobolaceae
Exons: 6
Cellular component (GO): mating projection tip
Source: RefSeq, a predicted model, not a curated record
AUGGCGACCUACCCGCCACUCCCCUCCUACCCCGGUCACCCAGCUUUCGCCCCGACCUCGCCGUCGCACCGCCGCCUCAAGCCCUACCUCGGCCCUCGAGCCCACCUCUCCCUCUCGUGGCUCUCGCAGCACUUCCUCGCCCUCCUCCUCGUCCUCGUCGCCCUCGCCUUCCUCCUGGCCCAGAUCCCGGCCCUCGUCGACGACGCAAAGUCGUCCCUGAACGCCGCGUGCGCCGGCGUCGAGGGCGCGGCGUCGGUCGCCGUCUCGCUGCCGCACUACAUGGCCGGGGGCAUCAACGAGGUCAACGCCAAGGCGGUAAAUGCCAUCAGCGAGGGCGCUGGAACGGUCCUCGACCUCAUGUUGCAGGCCCUCGAGGCCAUCGUCCUCUUCAUGAUCGACAUGUACCGGUCUCUCUUCCUGUGUCUCCUCGACCUCGCCGUCCACGGCUCGAUCACGGUCCUCGUCAAGGGCAUCGAGGAGGCGCAGGAAUUCGUCACGGACGCGCUCGGCGGCAUCCGCACGGCGAUCCAGGACUCGGUGAGCGGCGUCAACACGCUGCUCGACAAGACGGUCGGGCUCAUCGACGACCUUCCAGGAGUCGACAUUGACGUCCCGACCAUCGACAUGCCCGAGCUGUCGGCCCUCGAGAACGUCACGCUCCCCGACACGCUCAUCAACGCCCUCACGGACCUCAACUCGUCGAUCCCGACGCUCGACGAGUUCCGCUCCGGCCUCGACUCGCUCAUCUCGACGCCGAUCGAGGUCCUGCGGAGCAAGAUCAACAGCACCCUGUCCAACUCGAGCAUCGACGUCGAGCUGCUCCCCGUCCCGGCGCGCCAGACGGUCGAACUCUGCCACGACCUCGACACGUCCUGGGUCGACGACGUCGGCGACGGGCUCGCCAAGUUUGUCAAGAUCGCCAUCGGCCUCGUCGUCCUCGCCAUGGCACUCUUCAUCGUCGCCAACGCCCUGUGGGAGCGGUACCGGUACCGGGCCUUUCUCGGCGGCGUCUCGGCCGCGCGCGAGGCGUGGCUCCUCGACCUUCCCGGCGCAGCAGGCGCAGCCGACCCCAAGGCUUCGACGGCGGCAACAGCGCACGAGACGCUCUCGACGAGCAACCUCCUGUCGUUCCUCAACGCGUCGUCGCACCCGUCCUUGUUCCGCUUCGCGUCGCGCCUGUCGUCCCUCCUGCGGCUCGAGACGUCGAGCGGCAAGGCCAACCUCAUCUGGUUCCUGUCGUACGUCGCGCACCCGUACGCGUGGGCGUUCCUCGCCCUCGGCGUCGUCGGCCUCGUCGUCGUCCAGAUCCAGAUCGCCAUCCUCGACGGGCCCGUGCGCCGCAUGACUAAGGACAAGGCGACCGAGGGCGCGGGACAGUUCUCGAGCAGCGUCACGGGCACGCUCAACGCCAAGAUGGAGGCGGCCGGCGCCGAGUGGGCCGACUCGACCAACCGCGCCAUUCUCGGCGUCGAGGACGGCAUCAACGACAAUCUCUUCGGCUGGGUCAACGACACGACGACGACGCUAAACUCGACGAUGGUCCACUUCUACGCCGAGAUCACGGACGCCAUCACCGACGUCUUCAACGGCACGGUCCUCGAGGAUCCAGCCCUCGGCCUCGUCUACUGCCUCGUCGGCAGCAAGGUCGACGCCGUCUCGACUGCCCUCACCUGGCUCCACGACCACGCCCACCUGUCGCUCCCGACCGUCUCGCCCUCGCUCCUCACGCUCUCGCAAAACCAGUCCGACGAGCUCACGGCAUCGCUCACCAACCCCGAGUCGGCUGUUUCAACGUCGUCGAUCGCCGACCGGCUAAUCGACGCGUACCGCCGCUCGCUCGAGCAGCAGCGCAUGGGCUUCAUCCUCGCCAUCGGCAUCUGGCUCCUCGUCCUCGUCAUGGGCCUCGUCGGCGUCUGGUGGCGUGCGUCGGGCGAG